AUGAUUCGUCGCCAGUCUUAUUCCUUAUAUGGGAUUGUUGUUACCAUCUUUUUCUUCUUCUUGUUUGCUUCUCCUACGCUCCAGUUUUGCCGCCAUGACCAGAGAGAUGCUCUUUUGGAGUUCAAAAAGGAGUUUUCUGUAAGUUAUAUGAGUUCUUGGAACAAUAGCAUUGACUGCUGUUCUUGGGAAGGUGUCACGUGCAAUGCCAGAUCUGGUGAGGUGAUUUCACUUUACCUUGAUAAUGUCUCUCUCAACAACACUAUGAAACCAAAUAGUGGCCUUUUCAAACUCAAUUAUCUUCAAAGCCUAACCCUUAGAAAGUGCAAUCUUUAUGGGGAGAUUCCUUCUUCAUUAGGAAACCUUUCUCAGCUCAUUUAUCUUGAACUUUCCCAAAAUGAAUUAGUUGGUCAACUUCCAACUUCAAUUGGAAACUUGACCCAACUAAGCUCCUUGAGCCUCACUGAUAACCACUUAAGUGGAAAGAUUCCUGUUUCAUUUGCCAAUUUAACAAAACUUUCUACUCUUCACCUCACUAAUAACUACUUUGAAUCCGAGCUCCCACUUGAGAUGCGUAGACUCCACAAUUUGGAGUAUAUUUUUUUGAGCGGGAACUCAUUUUCUGGGCCUUUUCCUUCAUUCUUGUUCACGAUUUCUUCGUUACAAGUGAUUUAUUCCAAGGGAAACCAGUUCAAGGGACCUAUAGAGUUUAGGAAUACAUCUUCAUCAUCUAGGCUCCAUUCUCUGUCCCUUUCUAGCAACCAAUGUGAUGGUCCAAUCCCUGAAUCUAUAUCUAAACUUUUCAAUCUCAACAUCUUAGAUCUUAGUUUCAACAAUUUCAUUGGGCCAAUACCUAGAUCAAUAUCACAGCUAGUCAACCUCCGUUACCUUGAUCUCUCCCAUAAUAAGUUUGAAGGCGAAGUACCACAUUGCUUAUGGAGAUUGCAAGUGGUGAAGCUUUCUUACAACUCUUUUAGCAGUUUUGGAAAAUCAUCUCAAGUUUUCGCAGGAACAGAAAUGAAUUUGUUGAGUCUUUUAUCGAAUUCAUUCCAAGGACCAUUUCCCCACUGGAUCUGCGAUCUUACAUCGUUAGUUUUCUUAGAUAUGUCCAUCAAUAACUUUAGUGGCUUGAUUCCUUCAUGUUUAAGGAAUAACACUAAUCUUGAAGUCCUUAAUCUCGGAUACAACAGUUUCAGUGGAACUUUUCCUGAUAUGUUUGUCAAUGCUACAAAUUUAAAGACACUUGAUAUUAGCUGGAAUCAGUUGGAAGGAAAGCUUUCAAAGUCCUUGAUAAAUUGCAAAGCUAUGAGACAUUUGAAUGUGGGAAGCAACAAAUUCAAGGAUAAAUUUCCAUCUUGGUUGGGCUCUCUACCAUCGUUAAACGUCCUCAUCCUCCGAUCAAAUAAAUUCUAUGGGCCGCUAUAUGAUCGCCAAGCCUCCAUAGGGUUUCAAAGCCUAAAAGUCAUUGAUAUCUCACAAAAUGACUUCAGUGGAACCAUACCAGCUUUCUAUUUUUCCAGUUGGAGUGCCAUGGCCACAUCACAAUACGACAACAUGUACAUGGAAGAUUUCAUGGUGUAUGUUGCAACCUACCGUAAUUCUAUGGAAUUUGUGCACAAAGGAGUAGAAACAGAAUUUUCAAGAAUCCGAGAAGACUUCAUAGCCAUUGACUUUUCAGGAAACAAAUUUGGUGGAAAAAUUCCAGACUCCAUUGGAUUGUUGAAGGGGUUGCGUCUACUCAACUUGUCAAGUAAUGCAUUCACAAGUGACAUACCUCAAUCGUUGGCAAAGCUGAAUAACCUCGAGGCAUUAGACCUAUCCCGGAAUCAACUGUUAGGUCAAAUUCCUCGAGAUCUUGGUACGCUCUCCUUUUUAUCAACCAUGAAUUUCUCACACAACAAACUCGUAGGUCCAAUACCACAAGGCACCCAGUUUCAAAGCCAAAAUUGUUCUUCAUUCAUGAGCAACUCCGGACUCUACGAUCUUGAAGGAAUAUGUGGAAAACCUCCUGCCCCAAAUCUUACACCACAUGAAUGGUCGGAGCCCGAAGAACAAGUGAUUAACUGGAUAGCAGCCGCAAUAGCGUACGGACCUGGUGUUUUUUGCGGAUUGGUGAUUGGACAUAUCUUCGUGUCACACUCACACAAGCAUGAGUGGUUCAUGGAGAAGUUCCGGAAAAACAAGCACAGCACAACGGAGUAA
Molecule: messenger RNA, 2199 nt
Organism: Capsella rubella
Lineage: Eukaryota; Viridiplantae; Streptophyta; Magnoliopsida; Brassicales; Brassicaceae
Product: receptor like protein 30
Exons: 1
Coding region: 1-2199 (732 amino acids)
Molecular function (GO): protein binding
Source: RefSeq, a predicted model, not a curated record